AUGGCGGGUCUGACAGGGCUGUUGGUGUUGUUAAUACAGCCCCGAAGUUGUGACACGAAUGCAGUGACUUGUGAUGAUGUGCAUGUGGACUUUACUCGGCAAGAAUGGGGUUUGCUGGAUCCUUCACAGAAGAGUCUUGACAGCAACAUGAUGCUGGAGAACCUUACUGCUAUAGGCUACAAUUGGGAAGACCAAAAUAUUGAAGAACAUUGUCAAAGUUCUAGAAAGCAUGGAAGGUAAUUUUCAUGUGCAAGUUGGUGUGAAUAUGCCUCUGAAGA
This is a messenger RNA of Apodemus sylvaticus (European woodmouse), 278 nucleotides long. Its product is annotated as zinc finger protein 431-like. The transcript is spliced from 2 exons. The coding region runs from base 1 to 240 and encodes 79 amino acids. Gene Ontology annotation, biological process: regulation of DNA-templated transcription. NCBI's taxonomy places the organism in Eukaryota, Metazoa, Chordata, Mammalia, Rodentia, Muridae. The record is from RefSeq and is a predicted model, not a curated record.